Artibeus jamaicensis (Jamaican fruit-eating bat) is the source of this 6186-nucleotide messenger RNA. RefSeq names its product alkB homolog 5, RNA demethylase (gene ALKBH5). Gene Ontology annotation, cellular component: nucleus. The transcript is spliced from 4 exons. The coding region runs from base 1059 to 2243 and encodes 394 amino acids. NCBI's taxonomy places the organism in Eukaryota, Metazoa, Chordata, Mammalia, Chiroptera, Phyllostomidae. Gene Ontology annotation, biological process: mRNA processing; mRNA export from nucleus. Gene Ontology annotation, molecular function: oxidative RNA demethylase activity. The record is from RefSeq and is a predicted model, not a curated record.
UAGCGGUCAUUGAGGCGCCCGGUCAAUGAAUCCAGGUUCUGUGAACAUCGUUGUCUGAGUUCAGAACUGGGACUCAGGGCUCUUGGCUCCAUAUUUUCAGAAGUUUUUUAAGAGUCUGAAAGCUUUCUUCCAGUGAGAGCUUCACUCAGGCACUUACUUAGCCACCUAUUCGCCCUUCGGAGGCCCUCCCCGUCGCUAAAUACGUUAAGGAUGAUGUAGCCAAGGCGACCGCCUGAUUGACAAGUAUGAUUACCAACCACCUUCAGGAAGCCCCGUCUGGGCCCGCCUAGCCCGUGGCUGGUGGCCCUUGAAAGAAGUGAAAGCGCCAAAAGGGACGGUUACCGACAGCUUAGGUUGUCGAGAGCUGAGGCAUUUUCAAACAGUCGGACGAUGCCGUGACGCAGCAUAGCGACAGCGUUGGCAGUGUGAGCGCACCCCUGUGGAGGGAGCCCUUCGACCGCGGAGGUGGCACGGCGUGGAAGCAGGUUGCUAUUUGAGGGUGCUCCCUUGGAGUCCUAGAGUGGGGGAGGGGUGGACGAGGAGCUGUUCCAGUCUGCGCUUGCGCAUACAUCUCGGCUGACCCGGCCCGCACGCUCGCGCAUGCCCGCUGACAGCGGAGCCGCGGUGGCUGGCGUCACUGCGCGUGCGCGUUGACGAGUUUUCUGAGGAGCGGCGUUGGCGGACGUCGAGCGAGCGGUGCGUGACGUCGUGAGGAGCUCUUUAAAGUGCAGGCUAGGUCGGGUGUCGGAGGGGCUGGCCGGGAGUCAAGCGGAUCCUGCGCAGUGGCCCUCCGCGGCAUGAGGUGCUGCUGGUUCCCCUGCUGCCCGGGACGUGGAGAAGGUGGAGGAGGAGGAAGCACCGUAGCCCCCACCGCUGCAUGACCCGCCGCCUCUGAGGCUCGACCCAGCACCUGGUCUUUUGACUUCCCCCGGCGGGUCCUCGCAUGGGGGCCUGACGCUGAGGACCCCCUUUUCUUCGGGGGCCCCAGGGCACGUCCCCGAGAGCCAUGCCCAGCCGCCCUGCCCGCCCCGAAGGACCCUAAGCAGCGUUGCGGGGCUAUGGCGGCCGCCAGCGGUUACACAGACCUGCGUGAAAAGCUGAAGUCAAUGACGUCUCGAGACAACUAUAAGGCGGGCAGCCGGGAGGCAGCGGCGGCGGCCGCCGCCGCUGUGGCUGCCGCCGCCGCAGCCGCGGCUGCCGCUGAGCCUUACCCGGUGUCGGGGGCCAAGCGCAAGUACCAGGAAGACUCGGACCCCGAGCGCAGCGACUACGAGGAGCAGCAGCUGCAGAAGGAGGAGGAGGCGCGCAAGGUGAAGAGCGGCAUCCGGCAGAUGCGCCUCUUCAGCCUGGACGAGUGCGCCAAGAUUGAGGCCCGCAUCGACGAAGUGGUGUCCCGUGCCGAGAAGGGCCUGUACAAUGAGCACACGGUGGACCGGGCUCCACUGCGCAACAAGUAUUUCUUCGGCGAGGGCUACACGUAUGGUGCCCAGCUGCAGAAGCGCGGGCCUGGCCAGGAGCGUCUCUACCCGCCAGGCGACGUGGAUGAGAUCCCCGAGUGGGUGCACCAGCUGGUGAUCCAGAAGCUGGUGGAGCACCGCGUCAUCCCCGAGGGCUUCGUCAACAGUGCCGUCAUCAACGACUACCAGCCCGGUGGCUGCAUCGUGUCCCACGUGGACCCCAUCCAUAUCUUCGAGCGCCCCAUCGUGUCUGUGUCCUUUUUUAGCGACUCUGCGCUCUGCUUCGGCUGCAAGUUCCAGUUCAAGCCUAUUCGGGUGUCGGAACCUGUGCUUUCCCUGCCAGUGCGCAGGGGGAGUGUGACUGUGCUCAGUGGAUAUGCUGCUGAUGAAAUCACUCACUGCAUACGGCCUCAGGACAUCAAGGAGCGUAGAGCGGUCAUCAUCCUCAGGAAGACUAGAUUAGACGCACCCCGGCUGGAGACAAAGUCCCUCAGCAGCUCUGUGUUACCGCCCAGCUAUGCUUCAGAUCGCCUGUCAGGAAACAACAGGGACCCUGCUCCGAAACCCAAACGGUCCCACCGCAAGGCAGACCCUGAUGCUGCUCACAGGCCUAGAAUCUUGGAGAUGGACAAGGAGGAGAACCGACGCUCAGUGCUACUGCCCACGCACCGGCGGAGGGGGAGCCUCAGCUCUGAAAACUACUGGCGCAAGUCCUACGAGUCUGGGGAGGACUGCCCAGAGGCCACAGGCAGCCCCACCCGGAAAGUGAAGAUGCGGAGGCACUGAAGCCUGUCGCACCCUCUCUGGAACUCUGGUUAAUCCUCACAUAGCCGCCCCAUUUUUCUAUUUGUUUUGUUUUGUUUCGUUUUGUUUUUGACCCUUUUUUCCCCAUGGUUUGUUGCCUGUUAAGGCUGAAGAACAGAAUUAGUUCUUGGUUUUCUUCCUGGACAGAAAGGCUAACAGAAACUCAUGCUGGAGUGGCCAGUAGAGGCCUGCAGGGCAACCGUCUUCGAGUGGGGCUGUGUCAGGCCAGUUUUAUUUAAAACACACACACACACACACACACGCACGCACGCACGCACACAAUGUUUUGGUUCUGAAAGUUACUGUUUUUGCUUUAUAUGUAAAUCCUUCUCAGUGUUAUUAAUGAAGUUCAGUCCCUUCCCCCUUCCUCCCAUGUGAAAGCUGGGUACAGAUCUCCUGGGCCUCACUGGCUCCACAGGGGUCCUGCUGUCCUUCCACCUGUCACCUGCUCUCCAGGCUUUGGAAAGUCAUGCAGACACCCUUUUCCUUCUGUGGCCGAGUCAUUCAGGAUGACUAGGCAGGGGCCUUAACAGUGACAGCCCCUGUACCCCACAGCUGCAGGUUGAGCCCCAGCAUGCUCCACACCCACUGGCCUGCUCUGCCCAUAGGUCCCUGGCUGCAGGGGGGCUGGCUGCAGUGGCCCUCGCCUCUCACUAAGAACAUAACCUCUUCACUGGAUUGCUUCUUUCAGGCAUGUGUGUGUGUGGUUGUAUGAACAGUUAGACUUGCCAUGUUGGAGCAGUUUUAGGAAUUGUUUCUAGCUAGAGGGACUGGUGUCCUUCCAAGUCUAGCAUUUGGGGUAUGGAAAACUGUUGUGUGUAGUAGGGAUUUGUUUUCAGUUUAUUUUUUUCUUUGGUUUCUUGUCUUCGCCUUUCUUCUGCAUUGGCCAGUGUGGGCCUUCUACCCACACCAUCCCUGUAGGAAGGUGCCUGCCCCUGUCCACCUGCAGCCACACCCACAGCUCAGGUCUGCACACUGGGUUGGUGUCUCUUCUGGCACCGGGAGUUGGGAAAGGGCUUUUAAAAAAUAGUAAUAAAAGAAAAAAGUAUUCUUUGGCAGUGUGCGCCUACUCAGAUUCUCGAGGACUAUGAAGUUUUGCUGGUCUGGGUUUGUUAGAAACAUCCCCUUGCCAGUUAGAGCCAAGACCAGGCCUGCUGAGAGCAAAAGCCCUUGGAGUCCCCAGGGUGCCUCCACCACAGGAGGACCUCGUUUCACAGAGGCCCGGGUCUGAGGCUGCAGGAAUUUAGGGCAGCGAACAUCAAGAAUCCCUUCUUAGGGGCCAGGACUCCUUUACCAGCGUGACUCCUCAAGUUGGAACUACAUAACUAAAGCAGUUGCAGGGUUUCAUUUGUUUUUGUUUUGUUUUUUUACAGCUUUUCCCCCCAAAAUGAUUUGUAGUUGUGUGUGCAGCACUUUGCCCUCAUAUAUGUGCUCUACAAUAAAAACCAAAUCUAAUAUAUUUUGAAACAGUUGUCUGAUGCUGUCAUAAGAGAGGGCUUGCCUUUGGUGCUUCCUUAAUCCCUUUAUUUUCUCUUUAAACUCCAAAUGGGGGUUGAUGGUAGGCAGAACUCAUUGCCCACGAGGAUGGACUUGCCUUCUGCUUUCUCUCCCACUGCCAGGAGGGUCGAUUUCAUAAACGGUGUGUCCGGGUGCCCUGGAAGUCAGGAUCGUGCCCUGCUGAGCUCUGGAAGCCCUUCCUCGUAGAGGUCAUAGAGGCUGUGUGCUAGUGAAGGACAGACAGUAUGAGCAAAGGCAGAGGGGAGAGCCUGCUCUUUGUAGAAGAUAAGCAAGUGGUUUUGCUCAUUAAACACAUUCUUGAGUUCUUAUGUUCUGGCCAAGCCCAGUAGUGAGCAAAACUUUUCUGGUCCUUGCUUUCAAAAUGCAUACAGUAGAGUUGUGGCAUAUGGAUACAGGCAUGAGACAGACGUUCUGGGAGUGGGAGUGGAGCCCAGAGGGAUUUAGUACCUCCAGGUCCCGCACCUGGCUCUUAGGUUCUGGUCAGGGCUUUGGUGUAGGGGCUCCCUCAUUUGUUUCCAGUGCCCUGAGCCAGUCUCCUAGGCCAGAUUCUUGCUGUAGAAACCUGGCAAGCCACUUAACUGCCCAUUUAACAGUGAGGAGAGUCCAGAUGGAACAAGUUUCCAGUCAGGGCUCAGUCCUGCAAACUGCAGACAGAUCUGGCCAGUUGGGCCUGCAGGGGUGGCCACAGGGCUGCAGACUGGGCUCUGGACGCCCCAGAGAGGAGGCAUUAGAGCUGAGUGGGAAAGUGACUUGCCAAAGAUCAUGCUGACUACAUGGUAGAGGUGGGCACCCCAAUUUUAUGCCUGGGCCCCUGACUAGGAACAUGGGAUGGGGGCUCACAUGGAGAGCUGGGGAGCUGAGAAGGCCUCUCUUCUGUAGCUGUGACAAAGCCAGAGCUAGGCUGUGACUAGGAAGAACUUGGGUUCUUCCUAGUUCAUGGAUAAAAGAGGUCCUUUGCCCAGUAGGAUUCAGAAACAGGAGAGGCUAAGGAAAAGGGGGUCCUGCCCUAGCAGGGCCUGCUCUGUCCUUGGCUUCAGUGUCUGCACCUGUACAGUGGCUCUUUGGCGCCCUCUCUCUUGGCCUGUGACAAUCCUUUGAGCAGCCCCCAAGCCUGCAAAGGCCUUAAGGAAAUGGGAGAUCUCAUCCUGGGGCACCAGCUGUUUGGGCCAGGGUACUGUGCCCCAUCACUCUGUCCCCAGCCCAGCCUCGCACACAGUAGGUGCUCUGACAAUAUCUGGCACCAGUACUGCCCACCUGAGGAACCCAUCCCAUUUCUCCAACCCUGUUAUGUGAUGGGGGAAACUGAGGUCCAAAGUCAAUGUUCAUUUAUUCAUUCAGAAAAUAUCUGUGUAUCCUAUUGUGUGCCAAGCUCUGUGCUAGGUGCUGAGGAUACAAGACAGACCUGGCAUAUGUCAUAUACACACGUUAUUAUAAAUUGUACUGAUAUAAAAGAUGUGUAGCACAUAAAUUACAAAUAAAAUAUACAAUACUCUUUAUUAUAAAUUUUGUAUAGCUGGUCAUUUUUCACAAAAUGCUUUUGUUGAUUUUUUGGGGGGCGGGGCUGAACUCUUGUCUGUAGCCUACCUGUGGUGCUAAUUCACCCACAAUAUGGUAAAUGGAAUUGCCUCUGCUUGUAUUAGUUUCCUGUGGCUGCUACAGAAAAUUACCACAACCAACAGAAGUUUAUUUUCUCUCACUUCUGGUGGUCACAAAUCCAAAAUCACUAUUACUGGGCUGAAAUCACGGUGUUGGCAGGACCAUGAAACUCCCGGAGACUCCAGUCCUUCCCUCCAGUAGUUCCUGGGCUUGUGGCCAAGUGGGCUCCUCUUGUGUUUACCAGCUCUCCCUUUCCCUCCCUCACUACCACACUUGUGUGACUGGAUUUAGGGCCCAGCUGGAUAAUCAACAAUCUCCCUUGUAAAGAUCUUUAAUCACAUCUACAAGGUAAAAUGUAAAAUGUGAAAAAAACUUACAAAUUCCAGGGAUUAGGACCCAAUAUCUUUAGGGGCCACUAUUCAGCCUACUGUGCUGCUCUUUUACCAGUAAAUUUGUCAUCAUUAAAUCUGAUAUAUGAUCUGAUUUCUCGUUGUUGAACAAAUUGUUAAUUGGAUUGAAACUUCUCAGCCUCAGCCCUAUUAAUUUGAUCUGUAUUCUUAUUAUGUUCUCCAUCAGUUUCUUAAGUCUAGACCUGUGCUGUCCAAUACAGUAGCCACUGGACAAUUUGGCCGUUGAACAUCCGAGGAUGUGGCUAGUUGGAACUGAGAUGUGCUUUAAGUGUAAAAUAUACCCCAGAAUUUGAAGAGUUAGUAUGAAAAGAGAAUGUAAGAUCUAUCAUUAGUUACUCAGUUAUGUGUUGAAAUAAUAUUUUGGACAUGCUGGGUUAAAUAAAAUAAGCUAUUUAAUUUCA